AUGGAGCCCACAAACACGCGAUAUUACAAUACUGCCGCGAAAUACACUUGGCCACGCCGGCACCAACAGUUCGUGGACAGCACGUCUGGUUGUUUUGGAGGGCUGCUAUACAAUGAAACGGCUGCAAGAGGGAAAGAGUGGGAGUAUUUGAACGAAGCACUUGGAAAAAGCCGAAAGCUGAGCGCAACAGCACUUUCCCCCGUAUACCAGGUCUUUCCUCACACUCGUCAAAAUUUUUCAACUAUAAGUGCUGACAGAGCCAAUGAAUUUUCUGUGACCAACUAUCUGAAGGAGGAAUGCCCUGGAUUCGAUUUUCCCAUCGAAAUGGUUACUGAUCUCGUUCGAGAAAGCAUGCUAAGUCAGAUAGAGUGGGAGAAAAAUGAUCCAUAUCUGGGCAAUCGAAUCGCUUCCGGAACGUUUGAUAAUGGAAAGAAAAAAAAGAAGUUCCUCGCUUUUCCGAUGGGGCUCCAUGGGAGUGAGCUGAACUUAUCGCUACUCGAUUGGAACGAGAGCGCCUAUGAUUCGAAAUCCGAUAUAGACCAGUAUGUAUUGCAACCGUCAGCAGAACCUGUACUGCAAUUUAAGGCUCCGAUCAGGCAAAUUGCUUGUUCAGAAGAUUUUGGUUCAGCAAAUCCAUGUUUGAUGGCGGUGAGAACGACGACAGCAACAACGUUUCUGACACUCGUUCCAAAGGAAAAACGCGAUGGUAAACGAGACUUUCCGCGUUCAACGAAGGCUAUUGCGAUAGAUUCGGUUUCUAAUAUGGGAUUGGCCGCAACAUCAGAACACAUGCAUGUUACAUUUAACCCGUUAUUAUACGGAGAAGCUGCCAUUAUUGAUGGAAGUGGCAGCGUUCAUAUAUGGAGAGCUAUGUUACAAAAGAAAAUUGCGCGGUUUGAUAAAUUUGAGUAUAAUCUUAUCCAACUGUCAGAUCGCUCCUGCGAUACACCUCAGAAGGACUGGUGGGCUCGUUGCGAAUAUGGGGCGCACCCACAGUCGUUGUUUGUAGCUUCUCGAAGAGAAGCGAGCGUUCUGGACUUUAGGACUCCAUCCAAGACACAUUCUUCCGCAUUGUUUGUUUCAAAGCCAAACGAAAAUAUCUAUGCAUUCCAACGUUCCCCGGCAUGGCAUUCGUUUGAAUCGGUAAUAGCUACAGACAAACGUGUUAUCGUUCUCGAUCAACGAUUUCCAAAACGUCCCCUAAUAGAUUGGUUGUCGUAUUAUCCGCAAAACCCACCCGGAGGAAUAGAAGUAAUAUCAAAUAAUGACGUCACUGUUGCAGUAUGUUGGUCCGCCGUAAGUGCCAAGAUCAACGCAUUUACCUUUAACCGGACACCCUCGGGUACUAUCAGCUCGCCGAUAACUCCAACAGCUAUCACGUCCUUUCACCAAGACCCGCUCUUUCUUAAAUCUCGCAAUAGUAUAGCUGAUUGUGACUUUCUUGCAGAAAAGCAAUCCCUCCCCGAAGAACUCAUCUCUCCGAGUCUUCUUCCGCCGUUAUCAUCCGUCCUUCUCCUAAAAGGUCAAUUAAAGAUGCGCGAUUUCUCCAAGGAAAAAAAACAUCGCACGGGAAGAAAUCAAGAAAAAUUUAGGUUUAAGAGCGAGGAGGUUUGCAGCGUCCUGCAACUUACGAGCACUGGUGGAAUAUAUGCUCAGGUAGUGCACUUUGGAUUGGUAGAAAAGUUAGGAAGUUUGCAGCAUACAGACGAAGAGAAGAACCGAGAAUUAUUUAUUAAAAAAGAGUUUUCGAAAGAGCUAUUAGAUUUGGAGGCCAAGUCUUUAGAGGAAAAGGUUGAGAACAACAAGUUUCAUCAAUUAUUACAAUUUAAUCGAUUAUGGGACUUUACAACUCGGGAGUUCAAAGGCUCGCUACUGACAGAAUCUGAUUUAUCCGCAUUAAAUGGGCGUGCAUCAGAACACGGCAGAGGCGAACAGCCUUAUUCUACAAUACAAUCUCAACCCCAGUGCAAUUCAUCUUCUGUUCGAUUUCCACAAUCAUCAUGUCUUGCACCGAAUUCAUCAUUCUUUCCUUUGUAUCUUUCAGCCACCUUCGUUUCUUGGGAUUCUCUCUUUUAUUAUCUCAAUAGUUAUGCUCAUUUUCAUAACGUAAUUUUACGUCCCUCAUCAUCUACUUAUUCUCCUACCGGCUUCCUUACGUCUGUUCGAUUUUAUUGUGUUUUGUUGAAGUGUACAUGGACGCUUGUUUGCAAAACUAACAAAUCAAACGGGAACGUAGUUUUGACGCAAUUUUGGGAUAUGCAUAGUCACAAGCUAGAAAAUAUAAUAACAAAUGACGAUUCUUCUGUUAGCGAUGAAGAGGCCCGUGAAAAGGAUAAGAGCAUUAAAGGUGUUAAUAAAACCAAAUACACCGGUUUAAUGAAACGCUUCACGAAGAAUUUGACGGGUACUAGACGAUUUACAAAGGCUGUUACGCAGACAAGUGGCAUAGAGUUAUCAAAAGAGCAAGUUAAUGAAGCCAGUCAAAGUGUGGGACAUCCAGUUACUGCCUUCGAAAUAAGAAAAUAUUGCUCAGGCGACUCGAUGCAACAAUUCAUAUAUGAAGACUCGGUAAAAAACUCUGACCGCACGCCUAUUGAUUGGAAUUAUGCUGAUCCAGGCGUAUUUCUUGAGAAUCUUCCGUCAAGAAAUGAAAAUUCUUUGUUUUUAGGUACUCUGAAGAAUUUUGGCUUCCCAGUUAUGGAAGACUGUGUUGCUCCAACAGUACAGACGUUAAGGGAAAACAUUCAAGAAAACCUAUGUAAAGCGUAUAUCGCGCCGAUUACAGACGGCUCUUCAACUACAUCAGCAAAUGAUUUGAAAUUUCGCGAGUUUGCAAUAUCCGAAAUCGCAAACGACCUUCUCCUGAGUCAGGAAAUAAUCAAACCAUGGAUGGGUAGCACGGAUGAAUACCAAUACGUUUCUGAUCUGUACCACUUUUCUAAACAAGUGGCCACUUCAGAACGGUGGAAUGCGUCAGGAAUUACGUUACGCAAAUCAGCAUGCGAUAAGGAGAUAGAAUGGUCUACAGCUACUCGAUGGUUGAUAGAUGAUUGGAAAUUGGGUCAAAAUUAUCGGGAUUACGUAUUCGUGACACCGAAUAAGGCAAGGAAGGAGAAUGGCGGACCUACGAGAGAGAUGAGCGUUGGGAGUACAACAGAUAUAUAUGCUGAUCUCCAUCAUAGUUUGGUAGAUAUUUCAGCGUCAAUUGGCGAAAUAGUUAAUACAAAUAACGGUGAGAGAAGAGAGGUUAUGAUGGACGACGAGCUACUGAUAGUUGAACCAUCAACUGCUGGAUCUGCAAUGGACGUGGGUAUCAUCGAUGAUGAGCGAACGCCAAAAGAUAUUACGACAGUUAUAGCUACUUCUGAAAAUCAGAAAAAAGAGAAACCAAAAAAGAAGAAACCGCGACGUAUGGGAUUUUAG
This is a messenger RNA of Paraglomus brasilianum, 3423 nucleotides long. The record is from the annotation of a GenBank genome assembly. NCBI's taxonomy places the organism in Eukaryota, Fungi, Glomeromycota, Glomeromycetes, Paraglomerales, Paraglomeraceae.